UGUGUGUAGAGAGAGAGAGAGAAAGAGAGAGAGACUGAGAGAGAGAGAGAAAGAGAGAGAGACUGAGAGAGAGAGAGGAAGAGAGAGAGAGCGCAUUCACGGUUGGCGCAGGCACCGGUCCUUGAGAACAGAGCGUUGUGCACGGCGGCAGCAUGGCUUCGUCUCACGGGAGAAGCGACAUGCGGUUUGCAGACUGGAUGGCAAGUUUACCUCAGAGCAUGCACAGUACUCCGCUCACCAACCUGGCUAUCCCCGGUUCCCAUGAUUCCUUCAGUUUUUACAUCGACGAGGCGUCUCCAGUUGGCCCCGAGCAGCCGGAAACGGUACAGAACUUCGUGUCUGUUUUCGGGACGGUGGCUAAGAAACUAAUGAGGAAGUGGUUAGCUACGCAGACCAUGAACUUCACCAGCCAACUUGAGGCCGGGAUCCGCUUCUUCGACCUCCGCAUCUCCACCAAGCCUCGCGACCCCGAGAACGAGUUGUUCUUCGCCCACGGGCUCUUCAGUGCCACGGUCAGAGAAGGUCUUGAGCAGAUCAGCAGUUUCCUGUCAGCUCACGCAAGAGAAGUUGUGUUCCUGGACUUUAACCACUUCUACGGCGUGCAGAACCUGCACCAUGAAAAACUGGUGGCCAUGUUGAAAGAGGUGUUCGGAGACAAACUCUGCCCAGUCGUCUUCGCUCAGGAGGUGUCUCUGCAGUAUCUGUGGGAGAAGGAGUACCAGGUGCUUGUCUUCUACCACCACCCCAUGGCCCUUGAGGUGCCCUUCCUGUGGCCAGGGCAGAUGAUGCCCUCUCCCUGGGCCAACACCACCGACCCAGAGAAGCUGGUUCAGUUUCUCCAGGCGUCCGUCACUGACCGCAGGAGGAAGGGGACCUUCUUCGUCUCCCAGGUGGUUCUAACACCGAAGGCCAGCACUGUGAUGAAGGGCGUGGCUAGCGGACUGAGAGAGACAAUCACUGAAAGGGCCUUACCAGGCAUGAUGCAGUGGAUCAGAUCGCAGAGACCCGGGGAAAGUGGCAUCAACAUUAUCACAGCUGACUUUGUGGAGCUCGGGGAAUUCAUCAGCGCCGUCAUCACCCUUAACUAUCACAUGGACGAUGAUGAAGAUGACGCCACCUGAGAGCCCACAGGGGGCGUCAGGGAGCACAGUCACCACCAUUACUGCUAGAGGCUUUGGUCUGUGCUCUCACUCUUUUCUCUUUGGCAUUUAUUUCAGGAGGGGAGCCGCACUGCUCUUUUUACCUAAUUUAGGCCUAUAGUGAAUUGAGAGCUUCAAAAGGCAAAAAAACGUGUUUGGGUAAGAGAAGUUGGGAUUGGGAGAAACAACACUAGAAUUUGGUUGGAGCACGCAGAGAACGAGGUUUGGUUUUGUUUCCUAUGUUGGGGAUCAAAAUAGUUAAUUCAAGUGAGAUGUUCAUUUUCUUUAUUCCCUGUGCUGUAGACAUAACCGCUUUGUCCAUCGAUCAAAUGUACUGUUUUCAGGUAUCACUUCACCAAGGGUAGAUUUCUCACAGCUGCUAAAUGUAUUGGUACAUCCUUUUUUUUGUACUCUAGUGGCAGUUUUUGUCCGAGAUUAUUUUAAAAAUAAGUCAGUGUGUAACUUAAAGCGCUCAAAGUGUAGCUUGCCGUUCGUCGAAAUCUGUCCAAGAGAUGUGUUUUUUUUUUAAUUUCUUUAAGAUAUGCAUCCCUGGUCAGAUCACUGGGGGAUGCUUCGGAAAAACUCCUUGAGAAGAAUGUGUUUAAAAAGUGUUAUUGCAAUGUGUUCACCCAAUACAUGAGAAGAAGAUGAACCAUUUUGCUUUUGUUUCCUCAGCAAAGGGGCUUUCUCUCAGUAAUAAUGUCCUCUGAAGUCAGCUUGCAGACAUUGAUCAGACUUCUUUGUAAAUCAGCACUCAUUCAAAAGCAAUGAGAAAUAGAGGGCAAGAGGGCAGCUUGGCUACCAUUCAUGCCAUGUGUACUUUAAACUAAACUAAAGUUUUAACAAUGUCAGUGUGUUUCAAAUUUGACGACCAACAUCAUCUGUCGCAGCAUGGUACCUUACAAAAAAAGUUCUUUAAGACAGCUAGAAAUGCAAUCGAUGCUAGGGAUCAAAUGUGACACAUUUUGUGGUGGGUGCUUAGUCGUGAUAGCCAAGUAUAAAAAUACACCUGGGUACAAGAGUGUAUCCACCCAUCUGUGUGUGCGACUAUACUUACUGCUGUAGUGCAGUUUAUACAUGAGUCAUCAUGAGAUGUAUCACAGUGUUGUGUCUUUCAUAAUACAGGUGAUAAAGUUGCUUAACACUCAUUCGGAGACCCUUUGUAUUUCAAGUCAGAAAAGGCUAAACAUCAUGAUUUGAUGUCAGGAGGUCUUGAUGUAACAACAGUGCUUUGACACUUGGAAAAUAAUACAAUAAAUGUUUAGUUUAAUAUCUAGCUUUGGUGUCUAUCUUAGUAGGUGUCUUUCUAAAUGAUGCUAAAUAUCUGGAUUUCUGCUAUAUCAUUUAGUACAAUUUUAAUUUUUAGUUUAAUGAGUUUCCUUCUAUACCCUGCUGUAUUUCAUUAAAGAUGGAAAGACCCAGAAAGAUAAUAGGAAUAUUUUCAUUGCAAGGUUUUACGCACAAUGCAUGACAAUUGCAUACAAGUCAAAGAUCUACACACCUUAUGACCAGUGUGGCAUUUUCUACUGAGAAUGUAUUCCGUAAAGACAUUUUUGUCUCGUUUAGUAACGUACAACCAAAAACAGAAAACUCAGCUCUUUGGAUUUGUGAAUAUAUGUGUCUUGUGAGUAACUGUGCCAUUUCUAUAAA
This is a messenger RNA of Etheostoma spectabile (orangethroat darter), 2789 nucleotides long. RefSeq names its product phosphatidylinositol-specific phospholipase C, X domain containing 3 (gene plcxd3). Bases 153 to 1121 code for a protein of 322 amino acids. Gene Ontology annotation, molecular function: phosphoric diester hydrolase activity. Gene Ontology annotation, biological process: lipid metabolic process. The transcript is spliced from 6 exons. NCBI's taxonomy places the organism in Eukaryota, Metazoa, Chordata, Actinopteri, Perciformes, Percidae. Gene Ontology annotation, cellular component: synapse. The record is from RefSeq and is a predicted model, not a curated record.